UCAUAAUGGUUAAUCGUGAAUAUUCUACCCUCGUCGCCAAGACGACAUGUCGUUUUAGACUAAUUUUAAACACCUCCAGGCCUCGUUAUUUUCCCUCCUCUGCCUCCUUCAAUGGAAGCCAGAGAAGUUCACCACCUACUACCGUCCCAACCGCCGCCACCGCCACCGCCACCACCCUCUCCAGCUCACCAAGCCCUUCUCCGAGCAGGCCCUCGUCUCCACCUUCUCCGACAAGCUCACGCCCACGUCGUCGUCUCCGGAUCACACCGCUCUCUGUCCCUCCUCACCAAGCUCAUCAACCUUGCUUGCGCUGCCGGGGCAAUUGGUUAUGCACGCCAGGUUUUCUCCACAGUGCCCUGGCCUGACUCGUUCCUCUUCAAUUCCCUCAUCAAGUCUUGCUCGAAGUUCGGCUUCCCCCACGAUGCGGUCGUGUUCUAUCGCUGCUUACUGCUCGCAGACAUUCCCCCCAGUAAUUACACUUUCACGUCCGUGAUUAAGGCCUGCGCCGACUUGUCAGCUUUGAGACUCGGUAGAGGCGUUCAUGCCCAUGCUUUGGCUUGUGGGUUUGGGUUAGAUCCUUACGUUCAGUCAGCUUUAGUCGCUUUUUAUGCGAAGUCAGGCGAAUUGAAUGUUGCCCGCGAGGUGUUCGAUAAAAUGAGGGAGAGAACAGUUGUUGCAUGGAAUUCAAUAAUUUCUGGGUACGAGCAGAAUGGGUCUCCUAAGGAGGCGAUUGAAUUGUUUGAUCUGAUGAGGGAAUCUGGUAUUGAGCCGGAUUCAGCUACGUUUGUGGGCGUUUUGGCUGCUUGUGCACAGUUGGGAGCAUUGAGUUUGGGGAGUUGGGUGCAUGAGUAUGUUAUGGAAAGUGGGUUUGAUUUGAAUGCUGCGUUAGGCACUUCGUUGAUCAAUAUGUAUGCUAGGUGCGGAAAUGUUAGCAAGUCGAGAGAAGUUUUUGAUUUGAUGAGGGAAAUAAAUGUUAUUGCUUGGACGGCUAUGAUAUCUGCAUAUGCAAUGAAUGGAUAUGGAAACCAAGCGGUCGAGCUAUUUGACCAAAUGCGACUCCGAGGUCCAUGGCCCAACAGAGUCACUUUUGUGGCGGUUCUCUCAGCAUGUGCUCAUGCAGGGCUAGUUGACAUGGGACGUCAUGUAUUUGCAAGCAUGAAACAAGAAUAUGAUGUAGAGCCAGGACUAGAACACUAUGUAUGCAUGGUUGAUAUGCUUGGGCGAGCGGGAUUUCUUGAUGAAGCUUACAGAUUUGUUGAAGAAAAAAUUCCUAUGGAGGCUCCACCAGCUGUGUGGACUGCUAUGCUUGGGGCUUGCAAGAUGCAUAAGAAUUUUGAUUUGGGAGUAAGAGUUGCUGAACAUCUCUUAGAUAGUGAGCCAGAUAAUCCAGGCCACUAUGUUAUGCUUUCUAACAUAUAUGCCUUGGCUGGUCGGAGUGAUAGAGUGCAAAGAGUUAGAAACAUGAUGAUACAGAGAGGGCUGAAAAAGCAAGUAGGUUAUAGCAAUAUCGAAGUUGAUGGAAAGACAUAUAUGUUUAGCAUGGGCGACAAGUCUCAUCCCGAAACAAAUAUUAUAUACGAGUAUUUGGAUGAGUUGAUGUUGAGAUGUACACAAGCUGGUUAUAUACCAUUGGCAGAUUCAUUGAUGCAUGAGUUAGAAGGGGAGGAAAGGGAAUAUGCACUUAGAUUUCAUAGCGAGAAGCUCGCUGUAUCAUUUGGUCUAUUGAAAACUAGCAACAGCAUGACCAUUACGAUCGUAAAAAAUCUACGUAUGUGUGAAGACUGUCACUUAGCAUUUAAGUAUGUUUCAGUCAUCGCCAACAGGGAAAUUGUUGUUAGAGACAAGCUCCGGUUUCACCAUUUUAAGGAUGGAUCGUGCUCAUGUUUAGACUUCUGGUGAUGUGGUCCACACCAUUUCGAGGAUGGAUAAUGCUCAUUUUGAGGAGUCAAGACGUCCAUUCCGUGUAUAUGAUUCAAUUGAUGGUUAUGGGACUACAAUGCGAUGACAAUGUUUGUGGUAAUCGAUUUGAAAGUCUGAGGAUGAGAUCAUUCGGCAAAAACAGGGACGAAGAUGACGGAGACAACCAUCAAAACAAGAUUGUGAAGGCUGACCAUUUCUGCUGUGGACUCAAUUGGUUUCGGUUUUCCCAUCUGACCAAACUGAAGUCAAACCCAUUUGGAAAGAAGUGAGGAGCCAGCUUGGCGGGAACAGACAGCAAUGAAUUGGUGAAGGUUGUGACAGGAGAUGGGUGCUCAAAUGUCGUAUGUAGCAUCAGAAAAUUACGAUUUUUUUUAUGAAAAUUAGUUCACCAUUUUAUUA
This is a messenger RNA of Rhodamnia argentea, 2319 nucleotides long. RefSeq names its product pentatricopeptide repeat-containing protein At2g33760. Bases 112 to 1899 code for a protein of 595 amino acids. Gene Ontology annotation, molecular function: zinc ion binding; protein binding; RNA binding. The record is from RefSeq and is a predicted model, not a curated record. Lineage: Eukaryota; Viridiplantae; Streptophyta; Magnoliopsida; Myrtales; Myrtaceae. Gene Ontology annotation, biological process: RNA modification. The transcript has a single exon.